This is a messenger RNA of Danaus chrysippus (African queen), 528 nucleotides long. The record is from the annotation of a GenBank genome assembly. Lineage: Eukaryota; Metazoa; Arthropoda; Insecta; Lepidoptera; Nymphalidae.
AUGACAACAGAAGAAAUUCAAUACCUCAACGAACUUAGCUUGGAGAAGCUGUUGCAAUUGAAAAACUCUUUAAAAGACACCACGACAGAAUACGAAAAUGUCACCGCAUCUACUCCAUAUGAAAGUUUUGGUGCACAAGCAAUGGCUAUAAAGGCCCCGCCAAAUAGAAAAAUGGAUUACGAAGAAGCAUUGUUCAAGAAGGAUGGGAAGAGUAAAAUUAGUAAUAUCUUCACUAUGUCGGUAACAACCCUCGCCUUCCUCGCAUUUGGAGGUUAUCUGUUGUGUUUAAUAGUGCAAGCAGUUAAAUCAAAACACAAUACAAUAGUGACGACUCCGGCGCCGACAUUUUUUGUGAACGCUGGAAUUAAGAGACCUCAAACAACGUUUCCAUCAUACGGACGUCUGAACAGAGAAAGAAGAGAUGUAAAUGAUAUCGGUUUUCCUCCAGAGGUGCUAUUCACAGCACUUGUACAGCUAUGCGAAGGCUAUGCAAAAUGGAGUACAAAUAAUAAUACAUCAUUUAAUUAA